Molecule: messenger RNA, 1119 nt
Organism: Cucurbita pepo subsp. pepo (vegetable marrow)
Lineage: Eukaryota; Viridiplantae; Streptophyta; Magnoliopsida; Cucurbitales; Cucurbitaceae
Source: RefSeq, a predicted model, not a curated record
AAAGGCUACUAGAAGUAGGCUCUCUCCUAUUCCCAACGAAGCUAAGAACACAUGAAUUAGGCAUCCGAGAAAGACAAGGAAUGAGCACGCCAGGACCCAACAUGAGUACAUCCAUUACUUCGAUCCUAAUUCCUAAUCCUAUGUUGGAGCAAUCAUAAACUAAACCCAAUAGAAAAUAUAAAAAAAGAAAGAAAAGGGAGUGAAAGUUGCAGGCUUUAGCAUAUCUAUGUUUUCUUGUCCUCCCCAGCAGCUGCACCUUGUCCCUUUGAUAUCAUUAAAGCCUGCUGCUUCCAACGGUGGUCCACACCCACCCCACACAACCCAACAAAUUCAAACCAAUUCCUUUCCCACCAUAUAUACAAACACAGCAGGAUUUGAGAGUUCAAUUUUUUUAGUAAGAAUCGUCAAACAUGUGGAGGGCGGAGGAAGGUUGCAGGGAAUCGAAGCAAGGAGAGGUUGAAGAUAAAGAUUGUAUAAGCAGAGGUGUGUUGUCAGCUGGAACGACAUUGUUAAUGGCAGCUUGUUUGAAGAGAGCUGUGGUUCUGUUCUUCUUGGUUGAGCAAUGGCGGAUCUGGGUGUUCCUUGCGUUGAAUCUCAUCCUUGUAACAAUCUUCUUCACUUCCAGUCCUGCAAGUUACGGUGAAAGCCAAACCCCAGAGCCGAUGAAGAAGAAGAAGAUUAGAAGCAGCGAGCCUGAAAAAGUGGAAGAAGUUGAGAUCAAACAGCAGGAGAUGGAUAAAGAAGAGGAAUGUGAAGAAGAUGAAGAAGAAGAGGAAAUUGGGUUGUCGAAAGAGGAGUUGAAUGAGAGAGUUGAAGCUUUCAUUGUGAUGUUCAAGAAGCAAUUGAUUUCAGAUGCGAGAAAAGUGGGAAGUAGACGAACCCCAUUGAGCUAUAAGAAGACUCAAUAGCCAAAUUUGGAGGGAAAGACCGAACACUAUCUCAGCUAUGCCUUAACCUUUGACCUAACCGUUACCCAUUUUGCAACAACGAAGGAGGACAUUGAAAGACUACGGAAGCCAAAUGAAAAUGAAUCCUUUUCUUUUCCCUUCGGUCUAAGCUUUUGGGAUUGGAAUGGAGGACGAAAAUGAAAAUGAAAUGAGGAUGUUUUUUUAGUUAUUU